Bolinopsis microptera is the source of this 3077-nucleotide messenger RNA. RefSeq lists its product as uncharacterized. NCBI's taxonomy places the organism in Eukaryota, Metazoa, Ctenophora, Tentaculata, Lobata, Bolinopsidae. The transcript has 20 exons. The coding region runs from base 931 to 2904 and encodes 657 amino acids. The record is from RefSeq and is a predicted model, not a curated record.
AGUGAGAACAUGAGUGGAAGCAGGACAGAAAUGUUCGCAGGGUUAACUGUAACACGACAGUUAAGACCACUUGGUUCCGAUGGCUUCCGCAGGAGAUGUUGGUUGCACAUGAGAGCCAGGUUCCCUACUCUCGAAGCGGUUCCCGAAAUAAAACGAGCUGUGGCACGUUUCUGCCAUAUCGAGGAAAGUGGCGUACACUCUGAUUGGGUGAGGGAGGUCCAGCUACGAUAUAAGAAAUAUGCUGUUGACAAGAAAUGCAAGAGGAAGGGGGCAGCAGUGAAGCAGAGAGCAGCAUCGGAUCAUCCCCCAGUUACUGCUGCUGGUACCCAGACAGAUCCACUGCACGCAUUGCACUGCAAGGAUUGUGUGACCAAUGCCAUGCGGCAUGUCCUGGACGAAAAGGCGGCGGAAAUUGCGGAGAUGAGGACCAAUCUCCUCCUCAGCUCCACCAAGCACCCUCUCCGACCCCAGCACCCGUCAGCAGUAUCCUGAUCAGAACCCCUGACCCCAUCCGCUCUCGCUCGCGAACUCCCUCCGUCAGUUCAAAUGGGCCAGGACCGUCCCGUUCCAGUCACGGUACACCAGUCUGUGCUGUGCAACCACGAUCACGGAUUAAUUCAGCAGCAUCCAGUAUCAGUGCGGACAACUGGGGGCCCGAAUCUGUCAUAGAAGCCAGAGUCCGCAUGGCUGCUGAGAGGAAAAAAAAAGGCCUCUCAAAAGAAGCUCACUGCGACUGAGAUUUUCCGACAGCGUUGGGGAGGUUCAGUUUAACUAUAAAACUUACUGUGGGAUACUGAAGGGAAAAGAAGCAGUUCUAACGAGCUCUUCUCAAACACAAGGAUAUAUCUUGUGAACUUGGCUGGUAUAUAUGAAACAUUUGACACGGAGUUGUAGAGUGAGCUAUGUGCCUCGCCAGGGCUAAAGUAGUGAAUGACCUUGCUGUACGGCAAGUUAAACAAGGACCACGUGCUGAGGUCGUUACUAGAUAAGUGCUUUGAAGAGGGAGCAACCUUUGAGGUGAAGGGUUCACAGGGAAAACCCCUCCUCAUCACCACUAUCAUUAAGCCGCACAAGGAAAUAAAAACUCCUGCUGACAGUGUUAAAAGGAAGCACACUCAUGUCUUCAAGGAUAUAGUAGAGAGCCAGGCUGAGUCAAGCUGUUCAAAAUCUAAUGACUCUGAUAUCGAAUCAGUGACCAAACGGAUCCGAACUGCGGAGUUAACAUCACUCUCUAAAGAGCAGCGGGAGUAUGUACAGGCGUUGGCUGGCGUUGACUGUAAGAAACGAAUUGAUGCUCUUCAUGUUGCUAUGUUCAAAGCUGAAUCUAACACGGGGACAGCCAAUGUACGAAACAACCUGCGGCCACUGCUAAAAAAAUAUGAUAUAAAAAUGGAAUCAGAGAAGGAACUCAAGUCAAUGGAAGAAUUAUACACCGUGAACUAUAUGAGUGCAAUGGUUUCUCUUUCCCAUAAAGCUGCAGCACAUGAUAAAAAUGAAACUAAAAGUGGUGAGCUGUUAGCAAGACGUACCCCAGUAGCCUACUGUGAUGGACAGGAACUGCUAACCAAAACACUUAUAACCUUGAAGAAUACCGGCCAGUUAGAUGUGGGAACUGACAAAACUAUACAUGUUAAGCUGUUUGUAGACGCAGACACGAGCUCCACUAAAGUGGCAGUCAAUGUGCUAAACCAGCCUUCGUGUAACAGCUCGUAUGCCCACCCAAUGCUGGUGUACACCGAAGCUCCGGACCAUCGCAGGAACAUGGAGGUCAUAUUUAAGGUGGUUAACCGGGACCUACCACAGCUCAAGAACUUUGUCUUCUGUGGAGCACAUGUGAAGAUGAUUCUCUGUGCAGACACAAAGGCACUGUGGGCUAUGCUGGGUAUGGGCAGCAAUGGGACGUUCCCCUGUCCACUGUGCGAGGUACAUAAAGACCUGAUGCAAGUACCCAGAAGCCAGAGAGCUCUCUGCAAGCCCCGAACUUUUGCGGGAAUUAUGCAGAACUUUGAUGCUAAUAUGAGAAUGACUCAGUGUAACCCGAGAUCCCAAGCCCAGUUUAUGAAUGUUGCUUCACGACCCAUCACAGACUGUUUCGGGGAGGAUUCUGAUUAUCUCAUAAACUGGGUCGCUGUUCCGUUCUUGCACAUAAACAUCAAAGUCGGGACUUUUCUGUGGACAGAGUACGGUAAACUGUGCGAGGAGAUAGACUUUGUACUCGCUUGCAAUGUGGCAGACGGGUUUCUUCCCAACAGCUACAGCAGUACGACAGACUUUGGAGCCAUGAUUCUGCGCAUCGAACAAGGUAACCGUGUGGCCUCGAAGUGCAACAGUGGGCCCCUUUCCUCGAAGUAUGAGCAAUAUUUGAGGGGCAUCAAUGUCACUCCUGAGGCAUACCAUGGUGUGUCCCUGACCGGCGUGAGAGCAGGAUAUUUGGUUAAAGCCAAUCACACUCAAUUUUGGACAGACCACUUCUAUAAAAACGAGAAGAUAAGACCACAGGACAAGCUGCACUUUCAGCAACGGCUCCUUGCACUGGAUCGCAUUAAGUCCUCGUAUAGAGAUCUCUUAGUUCUCGGUGGCAAAAGUGGGAAAGUGAAGAGUCCCCGUGAGAUCGAAACUCUUGUCAAGGCCAGGGACCUCUUCUUGGCAGAGUACCGAAAGUUUGGUCAGUCCACAUCGGUGAAGAUACAUCUCCUUGAAGACCACUUUUUGGAGCAGAUACAGCUCUGGGGGAUGUUUUCUGGAUCUUUCAAUGAGCAAGGUGGUGAGAGUACUCACUCCCUUUUUAAGAAUCACGAACACAUGACAAACCAUGUUCGUAAUGACGAAGACCGAGUUGUGAAAAAGUGCGAGCUAGCAACACGGAAAUACCUGUUGAAAGUGAAAUCCAAUCUGUGUGACUGAAAUGGGUCAAUCAUGAUGGAUUUAGUGUUUGGGACAAUCUGCUAUAUGCCUAAAAUUGAAAGAUUGUUAAUUUGGUGAUGCUUCACCCUCUGUUCAUAUUUUCUACUUGAUCAAUAAUGAUAUUCGCCACAUAUUAUGUAAAACGCCGCUUAUGUUUUGCCAUUAAAAUUUUU